Phasianus colchicus (ring-necked pheasant) is the source of this 6284-nucleotide messenger RNA. The record is from RefSeq and is a predicted model, not a curated record. NCBI's taxonomy places the organism in Eukaryota, Metazoa, Chordata, Aves, Galliformes, Phasianidae.
CAAAGGUGUACUCUGCAGGGCAGAUAUGCCAAUCAAGCAAGACAGAAACCUAGAACUUCUAAAAACCACUACAGUCUUUCCUUUUGAAGAAAACGUUGCAACCAUGUCUGCACAGAGUAUAUGCAAUGACCUAAGAGACAUAUUGCUAGAUUUCCAGAGAUAACAAAGACAUAGAUGGAUAAUUCUCAGCAUUACUACUGUGUAAUAAUUUUCUGAUGCAGAUUACAAUACUGUUGCCUUGCCCACUAUGGCUGCUGCUAAACACUUCUGUUAUUUUGAGAUGCAGAAGAGCUAUAAUACUGCACAGUAACUAAGUACAUGCACAGCUUUCACUUCAACUCUUUCCCUUGAAAGCCAAUGCCAUCGUGUGACUCAUGUUGUGAAAAGCUCAGUUAGGUGAUUCUAUAAUUAAACACAGCAAGGUCAGGAGAAAGGAGGACAACUCAACACCUCUACUGCCAUCAGAGCACAUCUGUUUUUGCCACAGUGAACUGUAAGGAAGAAGCACUCUGAUAGCAGCUGAUGACACUUAUGAUACUUUACCACAUUCAAAGAUCACCUGUACAAUGAACCAGUGCUGCAGGAAAUUCUAAUAUGCUGCUUUCAACAGUGGAUAAGUGUACAUACUCUGAAAAAGCUUGCUUAUGCUAUCUGAUAUGACUCUGGCCUUACCUUUGCAUUUGAAUUUCUGAGAGUCCUUCAGAGAUGGCAUUUUGACCUCAUACGUUCUUCAUUUUGUGGGCGUGCAUACAGCCCUCAUGCUCCUCCUGUGCUGAUUCCUGUAUAGGACAGUUGGCUGGACCACAGGAUUGUGAGAAGUUUGUAGCGGUUGUCCUCAGCAGGCUUUGACAUGGGAGUGCAAGUGUACAUACUCCAAAACAAAUGUCUAGUACACUGGAAACUUAGGAAACAGCCCAUUGUAGUGAUAUCUUGCACCAGCUGGGGUACAAUGCUGUGCCACAACUGACCUGUUCCUACAGAAAUGCUGCUUCCAAUGGACAGCUGUAAGUAUGGUUUACAACAGUAAAGGCAACAGAUGUGGCUGAAGAUGAUUAUUAUCCCUAAUGUGAUAAGAAAGUCACCAGGGGAAACUAAGAAUCAUUUUAAUCUACAGUGCUGUUGAUUUCAUUAGGUUUGGCAUUCUGUAGAAGAUACAGAUGUGAAAAAUGCAACGACGUUAGUCAGAAAACUUGCUUAAGAAUAAAUGGAUUAAAAAAUAGUGACAGCAAGGUGCUGUGUGUGUGUGCAAAGCACAGCUGGGAAGUAAUCUGACCACAGUAAAAACAUGUCCUUAAAAUCUGCUCCUCAAAAUGGAAUAGUACUGCAGCUGUAUGUUUGAUCAGAAAAUCAGUUUGUGAAGAAAUAAGCGAUAAAUUCCAUCAACCUCGAUCACCUCCUCACAUUCACUCGGCGUUACCAUCUUCACGGGUGCAGUAAGAGCUGCUUUAAGUAUCUCUGCUACCUAAAAUAUUUACAAUUCUCAUCCCAGCUGACUUAACAGAUUUCCAAGUGGAGAUUAUGUUGUUUGUGUUUUAAGUUUAAAUGUUGCCUGCCAUCGGUGCUAUUUCUACAGACGUGUGGGACUUGCACUGAUCCUGAAACUCAGGAGGAAUAGCUCGUCCUGGGCUGAGACGGCCGGGAUCUCCUCAGCACCGACCGCGGCUACGGAGCAGGCUGUCCCUCGUUCCUCCUGCCCUGCACUGAGAACUCUCCGUGCUGCCUCCAAACCGGAGGUUCCUCGAGCUCUACCUCCUCCGGCGGCCAGGAAAGACGUUCCGGAGGAGGCACGAAGGCUGCUUAGACGGUUUUAUCCGGCGGAGGCGGGCGGGGGAGGGAUGCUCUUCCCUCCUCAGCCCAGGUACCCGCGGGUCCCCGGCACGCGUCACGAGAACACGCACCCCCGUGGCCGCGAAGUCGAGCUCAGUCGUGGCCGCGGCCGCCGAGUGGUAGAGAAGCGGCGCGGCGCAGCACGGCCCAGCUGAGGGCGCGGCCCGUCCCGCCCCCGCGCCGCGCACAGCGCCAACAGCCGGAGCGGCGGCACCACCUCGGCGGCGCCGGGCCCCGCUCCCUCCUCGCGCCUCUCCUCUCUCGCCGCCUUUUCCUGUCUGCAUCCUCUCCGGUCCUCCGCCCCUCUUUCACCCCCCCCCUCGCCAUUUUCACCCGGGAGCAACUCGACUAGGACUUCCCUGAAACUUCGCGGAGAAACUCGCCCGGCGCCUCCGUGGCGGCCGCGAACUUUUCACCGCGGCGUCCGCGUCUCUGCCUCCUUCCCCGGCCCCGCGGCGCCCCGGCAGGCUGGUCCCGAUGAGCGCUCCGCCGCCGCUCCGCCCGCCUAGCCCGCUGCCGCCGCCCGGGGCUGCCGCUGCUGCUGCUGCUGGCGGCGGCGUCGCUUUCCACCUCCAGAUCGGGCUGAGCCGGGAGCCCGUGCUGUUGCUACAGGACUCUUCAGGGGACUUCAGCCUGGCCCACGUCCGGGAGAUGGCUUGCUCCAUCGUCGACCAGAAGUUUCCUGAAUGUGGUUUCUACGGAAUGUAUGACAAAAUUCUUCUCUUCCGCCAUGAUCCUACCUCUGAAAACAUUCUCCAGUUGGUGAAAUCAGCUGGAGAUAUCCAAGAAGGAGACUUAGUUGAAGUUGUCUUAUCAGCUUCUGCUACUUUUGAAGACUUUCAAAUUCGACCCCAUGCUCUUUUUGUUCAUUCUUACCGAGCGCCAGCCUUUUGUGACCAUUGUGGAGAAAUGUUGUGGGGACUGGUGCGUCAAGGACUCAAAUGUGAAGGAUGUGGUCUAAAUUACCAUAAGAGAUGUGCAUUUAAAAUUCCUAACAACUGCAGUGGUGUACGUAAAAGGCGCCUGUCAAAUGUUUCCCUAACAGGACUGAGCACUAUUCGGACAGUUUCUGCAGAGACAUCACCCAGUGUGUCGGAUGAAGCCCUUCUGCAAAAAACACCAUCAGAAUCAUUCACUGGGCGAGAGAAGAGAUCAAAUUCACAGUCCUACAUUGGACGACCUAUUCAGCUUGACAAGAUCCUACUUUCUAAGGUUAAAGUGCCUCACACAUUUGUCAUCCACUCUUACACACGGCCAACAGUUUGCCAGUACUGUAAGAAACUUCUCAAAGGGCUUUUUAGACAGGGCUUGCAGUGUAAAGACUGUAGGUUCAAUUGUCACAAACGCUGUGCUCCUAAAGUACCAAAUAACUGCCUGGGGGAAGUUGCCAUUAAUGGAGAUCUCCUUAGUCCUGGGGCUGAGUCUGAUGUGGUCAUGGAAGAAGGGAGUGACGACAAUGACAGUGAAAGAAACAGCAGUUUUAUAGAUGACAUGGAAGAAUCUAUAGCUCAUGACUCUGAGAUUUCAAUGACGGGAUGCCAUAGUGACAAUGGGGAAAUGCAGGAUCCUGAUCCAGAUCAUGAUGAAUCUAACAGGAUGAUCAGCCCUUCAACCAGCAACAAUAUUCCAUUAAUGAGAGUGGUACAGUCUGUGAAGCACACAAAAAGGAGAAGCAGCACAGUAAUGAAAGAAGGUUGGAUGGUUCACUAUACCAGCAAGGACACACUGAGAAAGCGACACUACUGGAGACUAGACAGCAAAUGUAUUACUCUUUUUCAAAAUGAUACUGGAAGUAAAUAUUAUAAGGAAAUUCCACUGUCUGAAAUUUUCUCUCUUGAACCUGCAAAAACUUUCACUUUACUGCCUCAAGGAGCUAAUCCUCAUUGUUUUGAAAUAAGCACAGCAAAUAUAGUCUACUAUGUUGGAGAAAACAUAGAAAACCUCUCAAGUGUUCCACUGAAUAAUGGUGUUCUCACUAGUGGUAUUGGCAUAGAUGUGGCAAGAAUGUGGGAGAUUGCAAUACAGCAUGCCCUGAUGCCUGUCAUCCCUAAAGGGGCAUCAAUGGGGUCGGGACCCAGCCUACACAGGGAUAUAUCCAUCAGUAUUUCUGUGUCAAACUGCCAAGUUCAAGAAAAUGUGGAUAUCAGCACUGUAUACCAGAUCUUCCCAGAUGAGGUGUUGGGAUCAGGACAGUUUGGAAUUGUUUAUGGAGGAAAACAUCGCAAAACAGGAAGAGAUGUUGCCAUUAAAAUUAUAGACAAACUAAGAUUUCCAACUAAACAGGAAAGUCAGCUUCGUAAUGAGGUUGCAAUUUUACAGAAUCUUCAUCAUCCUGGGGUUGUAAAUUUGGAGUGCAUGUUUGAGACACCAGAAAGAGUGUUUGUUGUUAUGGAAAAACUCCACGGAGACAUGCUGGAGAUGAUCUUAUCAAGUGAAAAGGGCAGAUUACCAGAGAGAAUAACAAAGUUUUUAAUUACUCAGAUCCUUGUUGCUUUAAGGCAUCUUCAUUUCAAAAAUAUAGUUCAUUGUGACCUCAAACCAGAAAAUGUAUUAUUGGCAUCAGCAGAUCCUUUCCCGCAGGUAAAACUUUGUGAUUUUGGCUUUGCUCGAAUUAUUGGGGAGAAAUCCUUCAGACGUUCGGUUGUAGGAACACCAGCCUACCUUGCUCCAGAAGUGCUGAGGAAUAAAGGCUAUAACAGAUCUCUGGAUAUGUGGUCUGUGGGUGUUAUCAUUUAUGUAAGUCUCAGUGGUACCUUUCCAUUCAAUGAAGAUGAGGACAUACAUGACCAAAUCCAGAAUGCUGCUUUCAUGUAUCCACCCAAUCCUUGGAAAGAAAUCUCUCAUGAAGCUAUUGAUCUAAUAAAUAAUUUGUUGCAAGUGAAAAUGAGAAAGCGCUACAGUGUGGACAAAACGUUAAGCCACCCCUGGUUACAGGACUAUCAAACCUGGUUAGAUUUAAGGGAGCUUGAAUGUAAAAUGGGGGAGCGUUACAUCACCCAUGAAAGUGACGACUCUAGAUGGGAACAGUAUUCAGGAGAACAUGGACUGCAGUAUCCAGCACACCUUAUCAGUCCAAGUGCUAACCACAAUGAAAACACCACGCUACAAGAAACAGAAAUGAAAGCCCUCAGUGAGCGUGUCAGCAUCCUUUAAGUUGCAUCCCUAUAAUCUGUCAAAACACUGUGGAAUUAAUAAAUACAUACGGUCAGGUUUAACGUUUGCCUUGCAGAACUGCCAUUAUUUUCUGUCAGAUGGGAACAAAGCUGUUAUGCUGUUACACUGUUGAUGGAUCUGAGUUGCCAAGACAAAUCAACAGAAACAUUUUUGUGUGACCAACUGUGUUGUAUUUACAAAAGUUCCCCAGAAACACUAAACUUGUUAUUGUGAAUGAUUCAUGUUGUAUUUAAUGUAUUAAAACCUGUCUCCACGGUGCCUUUUCAAACUAGUAUUUUUCUUACUUGAGCCUUAUUUGGUAAGAGAACUUUCCCAUGAAGAUCUGUGUUUUUUUGUUUGUUGUUUUUUGCAUCAUUAGUUUUGUAAUUGUAAGUAAACUCUUGAAGAGUAGGUUAUUACUGCUGUUCUGUGAACAACUACUACUAUUUGGAUAAAAGCUUUAUUUAGUGCAGGGGAAAAAAUAGCAAAAAAAAUAACAGAAUGCAUAGCACUGUACAGUUCCAAAUCAGACAACCUGUGUGUAUGUUUGUGUAUAUAAAUAGACACACACAUAAGGUAUAACCUGCUAUUCAGCCUAAAUGCCUUAGUAAUGUUAACUGCAGCAUAUGCCAGUUGUAUUUUGCUUUUUCUCAAAAUAUUCUUCUCUAAUAGGAAUAUUCUGUAAUAUGUACAUUCAGAACCUAAAUAACGUCAAUUUUGUGUAUGUUUUCAAUAAAAGCCUUGUUAAAAUAGUUCACUUGAGUAACAUUACUGUUAAAAUAUCCUCAGGCUGGCAUCAGAAGUAGCUGGGUAAGUUAGCUUUAUCAUUAAGAAGACUAUGUGGAGGUAGGUAGAAAAACACAGCUAGCUAGCCUGUGGACCUAUAAAACACAUUUUGUAAGAACUGGCUUGGGCAAACUUUAUAACAUGAGUUUGUAUAGUUUUGAAGCAUACUGUGGGCAGUUGAGGACAUGGAUUUUGCACAAGUGAAAUUAAGAUGAAUUUAGUUUUUAGGGAAAUGUGCUGUUUCUGCUGAGAUCUGUUCAACCUUGAGUUCUUUUGAACUGACUAAUAUGGAUCUCUCCUAUCCUCCUUCACCUGAAAAUUUUAAAGAUACUCCUGUUAGUUUAUAACAAUUACUUUGCCUUCCAGCUCUAACCCAUUCAGCUUUAACUGAGAAAGUUGUGCAGGCUGUAAUUUGAAGUAGACACUAGAGUAACUCAGUGAUGAGCUGGAGAUUACUCUGUGCCACAGGCUUUCUCAAAAACAAAACAAACAAACAAAAAACCACAAAACAAAUAAAC